CUGGUCUCACAAUAUGUUACCAUUAAUUGCAUACCCAGUGGAACCGCUAUCGCCUGUUUUCGGCAGCCCGACUGCGCGAGCAAACGCAGCGCAUCCCACACCCGCUCGUUCACUGUUCUGCUAAUCCUCGCCGUCAUCGCAGAAAUAGCAUACCACACCAUCAAAGACGAGCGAAUGGUCCACGAGCUUAGCUUUGUGCUACUCAUCAUCAUGGUGGCCNAUCAGACACGUUCUCUGAUCAAACUUCGCGUGCACAACGCAAAAGACAAGCGAAUGCUGCAAAACGCGACCAUUCUCGCACUAAAGCGCAGAGUAGGCAUACCUUGGGGCUUUAUGUUUGAGUUGCAUGGGUGGUGGCAUGUUUUGACUGCUCCUGGUGCGCAUACUUUUAUGAUUAUGGUUGACGAGCUCACGCGUGAUGAAGUCGAGUUGAGGUAUCUCCGGGAAAGUGGCGAGAAGCAUGCUGAGAAGCAAGAG
Aureobasidium musti is the source of this 477-nucleotide messenger RNA. NCBI's taxonomy places the organism in Eukaryota, Fungi, Ascomycota, Dothideomycetes, Dothideales, Saccotheciaceae. The record is from the annotation of a GenBank genome assembly.